CCCGAUUCGAACCGCGACCGAGUGACUGCAACGUUGUAGCUACACCAACAUGGCCAACUCGGCCGUAUAACUCCAAAAGUACGUCGCGAACAAACCAAAAACAAACGAAUCGACAAACAGUGGUGCUGUGCGAGUGCUAAAAGUGCUAAAUUUGGAUUACACGCCUCUUGCAAAACCGUAUCUUCCUCGACCAGAACGAGAAAUGCUCCAGAACUCCUACAAAGCGAUGUAUCGGCCGAACUUUUACGAGAGCACCUGCCUGAGGUGCAACGAGACCGUCUACCAGGUCGACCGCGUCGGGCCGCUAAAAGACUUCACGUUCUAUCACAGCGGGUGCUUCAAGUGCGCCGCGUGCGGCACCAAGCUGACCCUCAAGACGUACUUCAACAACCAGCACCGGCAGGAGGACAAGGAGGUCUACUGCAACAGCCACGUGCCCAAAAUCGGGCCGGGCCAGAUCGACGGCAGCUCCGUCGGCAUCAGGUCGGCGCUAAACGUCCCUAAGAGCUCCAAUUUCGUCAACGAGCAGAUCAGGGGCAUCGGAAGGCCGGGAUUUGAGGCAGAAGGUUUGCAAAUACGCACGCACCUCAACGGUUCGUCGCAUUCCCCACAUUCUCCCCCCUACGGAGAAAGCAGGAACGCAGGGCCGAACUACAGCCCCAACUCGCACUACCAAAACAACCACAACGAAACGCCCGGGUACCAGUAUGGCAGGUUCGACGCAAGCGCGCUGCACAUCGCGCAUGCGCUCAAACAAACGGAGCUUCAAAAGGCCUACAAACAGAAUCGGGAAAAACCCAUCGAUUGUUAUUUGGACAGAGAUGAACAAAAACGACUUGAAAUGAAGCAUAGAAAAGAAGAAGAUGAUUUAUAUCGAAAAUUCCAAAGGCAACGAGAAGAAGAAGACAGACGAAUAAGGGAUGAAUUUAGGGACGAAUGGGAAAAAGAACUGGAAAGACUCACGAACAGGUUCGAAAGGGAGAUGCAGAUGAAGAGAAAAAGAGACGAUCAAAAUGUUUUGACGUUGAGGCAUCAGCAAGAACGUGAUGAUCUUGAGAAAAAUAUGACGCUGAGAAGAGACAAGAAAAAGGAAUCCCUUACCAGGAAAAUGUUGGAACAUGAAAGGGCUGCGACUGCCGCGCUGGUGGAAAAACAGAGCCACGAGAUGUUGGAGCUGAUCAACGAGAAGCGCAGCGAGUUCAUGCAGGCCGAAUCCCUGUACCUGGACCCCACCGACACGCACUUCGAAGAGGUGCAGCCGUACCCGAGUCUGGCCCCAGCGCCGGCCCCCCCCGCCCUGAGCAAGUUCCAGGUGUACAACGACCCCGUCGAGUUCACGAACGUCGAUCAGAUCGCGAUCUCGGUGGCUCAGGAGGAUCAGAAGUCGUUCACCGAUCUGGUGAGGCAGCUGGUCGGGCGGUGCGGCUCCGACAUUGAGAAGGCCAGGACGAUUUUCCGAUGGAUUACGGUGAAAAACCUGAACACGAUGUCGUUCGACGAUAAUCUGCGAGGAGAUACGCCUAUGGGUCUCCUAAGAGGUAUCAAGAACGGCACUGAGAGUUACCAUGUAUUAUUUAAGAGAUUGUGCAGUUAUGCUGGUCUGCACUGUGUAGUGAUAAAAGGCUAUUCGAAAUCGGCCGGUUACCAACCUGGAGUUCGCUUUGAAGACAAUCGCUUCAGAAACUCUUGGAACGCCGUCUACGUGGCCGGUGCCUGGCGGUUCGUUCAAUGCAACUGGGGCGCUCGGCAUCUGGUCAACGCCAAAGAAGCCCCUAAAGCCGGCAACAAAGCCAAAUCUGACAGUCUAAGAUACGAGUACGACGAUCAUUAUUUCUUGACGGACCCAAAAGAGUUCAUCUACGAAUUCUUCCCGCUGCAGUCGGAUUGGCAGCUGCUGAAGAACCCAAUCACCUUGCAGGAAUUCGAAGAGCUCCCGUUCGUUAGGUCGCUGUUCUUCAGAUAUGGCCUAUACUUUUCCGAUCCCAAUACCAAAGCUGUUAUGUUUACUGAUUCAACAGGUGCUGCUACAGUGAGAAUCGCUAUGCCGUCCCAUAUGCAGGGUAGUUUAAUAUUCCACUAUAACCUCAAAUUUUACGAUAGCGAUGGUGAUAACUUCGACAGAGUAUCGUUGAAGAGAUUUGUCAUGCAAUCUGUUGUUGGCAACAUGGUGGCCUUCAGGGUGCACGCACCGUGCAGCGGUGCUUUUCUCCUCGACAUUUUCGCGAACGCAGUCACCCCCAAGGAGUACCUGACCGGGGAACCGAUGAAGUUCAAGAGCGUGUGCAAGUUUAAGAUUUGCUGUGAAGACCUGCAGACUGUCAUGGUGCCUCUGCCCGACUGCGCCAGCGGCGAAUGGGGCCCAACCAAGGCGACAAGACUGUUCGGAUUGGUGCCAAUCACUCAUCAAGACGCUUUGGUAUUUGCGGGUAGAGAGCUGGAACUUCAGUUCCGUAUGUCCAGGCAGUUGACAGAUUUCAUGGCAACGUUGCAUAAAAACGACGUCGAAGAAAAACGCCUGUCAAAAUUCGUUUCUCACAACGUCGUGGACGAUAUAGCGACCUUUAACAUUAGUUUCCCCGAAGAAGGUCAGUACGGCCUUGACAUUUACACGAGAGAAAUGGCGUCUGCCUUGGACGCGCCGGGCGAAAAACACCUGCUUACGCACUGCUGCAAAUACUUGAUCAACUCGUCGAAAAGGAACUAA
Messenger RNA from Brassicogethes aeneus, 2704 nucleotides. The record is from the annotation of a GenBank genome assembly. Lineage: Eukaryota; Metazoa; Arthropoda; Insecta; Coleoptera; Nitidulidae.